Chrysochloris asiatica (Cape golden mole) is the source of this 2428-nucleotide messenger RNA. It is a transcript of the gene KY, whose product is annotated as kyphoscoliosis peptidase. The transcript has 10 exons. The coding region runs from base 53 to 1975 and encodes 640 amino acids. The record is from RefSeq and is a predicted model, not a curated record. Lineage: Eukaryota; Metazoa; Chordata; Mammalia; Afrosoricida; Chrysochloridae.
CAGGCAGCCUCGCAAGCGGCCGCGGCGCUCCAGCCGGGAAGGAGGCGGCACCAUGGAGCUGAAGAAGGACAGCAACGCCGUGACCAUCGACAUGCUGCUGAUCGUGCACUCGGAGAAGCGGCGCGCCACACAGGGCACUCACUCGGACGGGCAGGGGGACCCCGGCGCGCCGCUGCAACGCCGAGGAGGAUUCCAAGGUGUUGGAAACGGAAUCCGGAAGUGGCAGAAAAUAGAAGCAAAUGACCUUCCUGGGACACAGUUGACUGUGGAGGUCCACCCUCGAGAUGCUAUGCCCCAGCUGCUCAAGAAGCUCUCCUUGGCUAACCGUUUACAAGGCGAUAAAAAUGGAAACACAAGACCUCGGCAGCCUAGAGGGAAAGACGCCUAUGCCUACCCCUGGGACCGGUCCAGCCUAAAGUCCAUGCCCCUGGACCUGCCGCGGUUAGAGAAGCUGGACACCUAUGCCUCACAGGUGACCGUCAAGAGUGGCCUGGAUGAACUGGUGAGUGACCUGGUCCAGGAGACUCAGAGUGACCUGGAGAGGGUCCGUGCCAUCUGGAUCUGGAUCUGCCACCACAUAGAAUAUGACAUCGUGGCUGCCCAGGAGAAGGACCGCCAAGCCUUCAAGCCCACUGACAUCCUGAGAACCCAGAAAACCAACUGUGACGGCUAUGCUGGGCUCUUUGAGAAAAUGUGCAGGAUCGCUGGUGUGCAGUGCAUGACAGUGGCUGGCUACUCCAAGGGCUUUGGCUACCAAACGGGACAGAGCUUCUCAGGGGAAUUCGACCACGCCUGGAAUGCUGUGUACCUGGAGGGACAAUGGCACCUGGUGGACAGCACCUGGGGCAGUGGCAUGGUGGACAAGACUACUUCCAAAUUCACCUUCCUUUACAAUGAAUUCUACUUCCUCACACACCCUGCACUGUUCAUCGAGGACCAUUUCCCAGACAACAAGAACUGGCAACUGCUAAAACCUCCUCAAUCUCUGAGGCAGUUCGAGAACAGCAUGUAUCACAAGAGUGAAUUCUACAACAAGGGGAUGCUGAGUGCCCAUCCAGAGACCUCCACAAUCAGAACAGUGAACGGGAAGGCUGCGAUCACCAUUGAGAGCUGUGCCCCUACCCUCUUCAUGUUUAUGCUCAAUGGCAAGCAGGAACAUGGCCUGCUGAGCCUCAGGAAGAACGGGAUGAAGUUGGAGGUGUACCCCCCAACCAUGGGCACGCACAAGCUGCAGAUCUUCGCCAAAGGCAGCUCUGAGAUCUACAGCUCAGUGCUGGAGUACACCCUCAAGUGCAACUAUGUGGACUUCGGGGCCCAGCUGCCCACUGAGCUGCACCAGCCUGUGGGGCCCAGUUGGUUCUCGGAGCAGAUGGGUAUCAUGAAACCCUCUCACCCUGACCCCAUCAUUCACACCAGCGAUGGGCGCUGCUCCAUCAGCUUUGGCGUGGACGAGGACAUCAGCAUCCUAGCCUCCCUGCACGGGGACGAUGGCUCCAUCACUGAGGAGACACAGAGGCGCUACAUCUUCCAGCUGCACCGAGAGAAGCGGACAGAGCUGAAAGUCCAGCUGCCCCACGCCGGCAAGUUUGCCCUGAAAAUCUUUGUCAAGAAAAGGCAGGAACCUGGCAACUAUGUCUUUGUCUUCAAUUACCUCCUGUGCUGCACCAACACCAAGGUAAACUGGCCCAUGUUCCCCGAGAGCUUUGGCAACUGGGGGCAGGACAAUGAGCUGCUGGAGCCUUUGUUGGGUGUACUUCCUGCCAACCGGAAUGUCCAGUUCAAAUUGAAGCUCCAUGGUAUUGCAAAGGCCCUAGUGAAAGGGCAGGACACAUGGCCCCUCACCCUGAACCACGAGGGCUACUGGGAGGGCAGCUGCAGCACAGCUGGCUGUGAAGAAAUCUAUGUCAUGGUGCUGGAGAAUGCCAACCACAACUUCUACUCCUACAUCCUCAAAUACCAAGUCAACGCCCAGUAAGGGGCUGGGCUCCGGGCCUGGAGCCCCUGCCACACCCUCCCACAGAGCCAAGGCCAGGCCACCCAGGGAGGACCCCAGGGAAGAGGAAGAGCCCUGGACACAUCUGAGUCUGCAUGAAAUCACUUCUAGGCCUCUGCUUUCGUCUCCUGCUCCGCUGCAGGAACUGUGUGUGCUGUUUGUGUUCUGAUGGAUGCACACAGAAAGUGCACGAUGACAGGGGACAGAGACAAAGGCCCUUUAGAAGAAAAGGUGCUAUGUAAAUCCAAGGUAUUGUAAACUGUCUGUCACUGCCCAGGUGCCCCUUCUUGUACAGAUGCUGAUGCUGCUGUUGUGUUUAUUAGGUUGAUGUGGGAAUGCAGGGAUAUGACCAGAGCUGAAAGCUUAUCACACCAUAGAGUGUGAAUCUCCCUCUGUGCCCAGAGGGAUGGGAUUUGCAAGGCCAGGCAUCCUUGA